This is a messenger RNA of Mandrillus leucophaeus (drill), 588 nucleotides long. RefSeq names its product archaemetzincin-2-like. The transcript is spliced from 5 exons. The record is from RefSeq and is a predicted model, not a curated record. NCBI's taxonomy places the organism in Eukaryota, Metazoa, Chordata, Mammalia, Primates, Cercopithecidae. The annotation marks the transcript as partial. Gene Ontology annotation, molecular function: metallopeptidase activity.
GCGCGUGAGGGCUGCCGCGGCCUCGUGGUGGAGCAUCGGACCCUUCAAGAGGAAGGAUGAAAGCUCUACAUAGGAACACGAUGUGAAUGGAAGAAACUUGUCAUUAUGCAAAUAAUACGACACUCUGAACAGACCCUAAAAACAGCUCUCAUCUCAAAGAACCCAGUGCUUGUGUCACAGUAUGAGAAAUUAGAUGCUGGGGAACAGCGUUUAAUGAAUGAAGCCUUCCAGCCAGCCAGUGAUCUCUUUGGACCCAUUACCUUGCAUUCUCCAUCAGAUUGGAUCACCUCCCACCCUGAGGCCCCCCAAGACUUUGAACAGUUCUUCAGUGAUCCUUACAGAAAGACACCCUCUCCAGACAAACGCAGCAUUUAUAUACAGUCCAUUGGCUCUCUAGGAAACACCAGAAUUAUCAGUGAAGAAUAUAUUAAAUGGCUCACGGGCUACUGUAAAGCAUAUUUCUAUGGCUUGAGAGUAAAACUCCUAGAACCAGUUCCUGUUUCUGCAACAAGGUGUUCCUUUAGAGUCAAUGAGAACACACAAAACCUACAAAUUCAUGCAGGGGACAUCCUGAAGUUCUUGAAAAAG